AUGGAUCGGUACCUGAGAGUGGAGAAACUGAGAGUAGAGACGCCGAUUGAUGCGAAUGAGAUUCGUAUUACAAGUCAGGGAAGGAUGCGCAACUAUAUCACCUAUGCCAUGAGCCUGCUUCAAGAAAAGGAUUUGAGCGAAAUUGUCUUCAAGGCAAUGGGAAGAGCCAUUAACAAGACCGUGACGAUUGUGGAGUUAAUAAAAAGAAUUGUUGGUCUUCAUCAGAAUACUUCAAUUGGAUCCACUGACAUAACUAAUACAUGGGAGCCCCUAGAGGAAGGCCUCCUUCCAUUGGAAACCACAAGGCACGUGUCAAUGAUAACAAUAACCCUUUCAAAGAAGGAACCGAAUACAUCCUCUGUUGGGUACCAGGCUCCUUUACCUGCGGAACAGGUGAAGGCAUCCACAGAGUUUGAUUAUGAAGGAGGUAAGGGCUCACCAAAUGGUCGUGGUUGGGGCCGCGGUGGUAGAGGAAGGGGAAAGGCUAGAGGGAAUGGUUUUUUGUUGGCUGAUUAUGAGGACGGAGGAAGGGAUAGGGGUCGGGGUAAUGCUCGGGGUAGUGGUCGGGGAAGAGGGCGUAGUUUUCGUGGCCGUGGAAGGGGAUGGUAUGGUGGACCUCAGGUUGAUACACAACAAGAUGGAGGAUACCAUCGAGAAGCACAUGUUCAAGGCCGUGGACGUGGCCGUGGGAGGGGAUAUCGUGGAAGGGGUCGUAGCUUUAGAUCCAAUGGGCUGAUCUAGGCAGCUGCAUGAUACAUUUAAGUGAGCUAUCAUGAGCACAAUGCAAAUGACUUCAGUGGUGGAGUUUGUUUCCAAUCUAUGUUUUGUUAUCUCUUGUUAGUUUCUUUUUUGGUUUGGUGCUAGUAUUUAUUGUAGGACGUAUUCACAUGUUGGUGUUGUAUACUUCUAGUUUGGAAUUGAUGCCAUAUGAGUCUAACCCUUUUUGUCGUAGAUUUAGGUGAAAUCUUGGACAGUUGUAAUUUUCCAUUUUGACCGAGC
Juglans regia (Persian walnut) is the source of this 999-nucleotide messenger RNA. RefSeq names its product 5'-3' exoribonuclease 2-like. Bases 1 to 741 code for a protein of 246 amino acids. Lineage: Eukaryota; Viridiplantae; Streptophyta; Magnoliopsida; Fagales; Juglandaceae. The transcript has 8 exons. The record is from RefSeq and is a predicted model, not a curated record. Gene Ontology annotation, molecular function: RNA binding.